This is a messenger RNA of Scaptodrosophila lebanonensis, 762 nucleotides long. It is a transcript of the gene Vps29, whose product is annotated as vacuolar protein sorting-associated protein 29. Gene Ontology annotation, biological process: retrograde transport, endosome to Golgi; intracellular protein transport. The record is from RefSeq and is a predicted model, not a curated record. Lineage: Eukaryota; Metazoa; Arthropoda; Insecta; Diptera; Drosophilidae. Gene Ontology annotation, cellular component: endosome; retromer complex. The transcript is spliced from 2 exons. The coding region runs from base 89 to 643 and encodes 184 amino acids.
UGUGGGCGUUUCAGUGAGCGGUAUUAUUCACAGAUUUUUAUUCAUUAAAAACAAACUAAGCCUAUUGUUGUUGGCGACCACUUGCAAGAUGCUUGUUCUAGUGCUUGGAGAUCUGCAUAUUCCACAUCGCUGCAGCAGCCUGCCAGCCAAAUUCAAAAAGCUGCUGGUGCCCGGCGGAGGUCGUAUACACCAUAUCCUGGCCACGGGUAACAUUUGCACGAAGGAAUCGUACGAUUAUCUUAAAUCGCUGGCCAAUGAUGUGCACAUAGUGCGCGGGGACUUCGACGAGAAUCUCAGCUAUCCGGAGCAGAAGGUGGUGACUGUGGGGCAAUUCCGAAUUGGCCUUUGCCAUGGACAUCAGGUUGUGCCACGUGGGGAUCCGGAAGCCUUGGCACUAAUACAGCGACAAUUGGAUGUGGACAUACUGAUAACGGGGCAUACGUACAAGUUCGAGGCAUAUGAGCACGGCAACAAAUUUUAUAUUAAUCCGGGCUCGGCUACGGGAGCUUUCAAUCCGCUUGAUCCGAACGUGGUACCCUCAUUUGUGUUGAUGGACAUACAAAGCACGACGGUGGUCACCUAUGUGUAUCAACUGAUCGGUGACGAGGUAAAAGUUGAGCGUAUAGAAUACAAGAAGAUAUAGGAUCAAUUCAACCGCACCAAUCAUUCCUCCAGCAAGUCUAAGGUAAUUUGUUUUGAAAUUUAAUUCAAAUGGGCAAUAAAAAAGCUGUUAACGUAACAUACUUUGGACCUGUACUCAUA